Molecule: messenger RNA, 396 nt
Organism: Emiliania huxleyi CCMP1516
Lineage: Eukaryota; Haptophyta; Isochrysidales; Noelaerhabdaceae
Exons: 1
Coding region: 1-396 (131 amino acids)
Cellular component (GO): nucleolus
Source: RefSeq, a predicted model, not a curated record
AUGAGCGACGCCUACAGCAACGUCAUCGGCGGCGGCCUGAAGCUCAAGGGUGCGGGGGUGUCAAAGAAGAAGAAGCGUAAGAAGGACGCCGUCUCCGCCGCCGCGAGCAGUGAGCUCGGCGACGAGACCGCGUCGACGUCCGCAGCCGAGGGGUCUUCGUCGACGUCCGCAGCCGAGGGGUCAGCAGCAGCAGCGCCGCCGGCUUCUCAGCUGCCGGGGGCGGCCCGGUUCACGGACACCGAGCGGCGCCGCAUGGAGGUGAUGGAGCGACGAAAGCUGGACGAGGUUGCCAAGGGGAAGGUCAAGUCGCACCGCGAGCAGGUGCGCGAGUUUAACGACUACCUCGGCUCACUGCCGGAGCACUACGACCUGCCCAAGGUGUCCAAGGGAAAUUGA